GAUAUUUUGGGUGAGUUUCCAGCAAGGAAUGUCAGAUCCCUUGGGAUCCGCAUGGAAAACCCGCUCUGGGCAGGAUAACCUGGUCUGUGCACCCGAGUUGGGGUCCUGGAUGGACCCCCCAACCCCGGCUGCAGCCCCCGGGCUGGUGGGGACCCAUCCCAGGAGAGGAAAGCAUCCUCCGAAUGGCAGGCACAUGCCAGGUGGGAAUGGCAGAAAUAAGCCGGGAGCUGCAGGCGCACCCGGGAAUUCGGCUCCAAAGACGUUACCGAGGGUCUGGGAAUGACAAAAGCCACAGGAGCACCCCCCCUCCUCUCCAAAAUGAAACCAACUGCCAAAAAGAACGGGAUAAGUGGCUUUCCCCGCGGGAUGAGGGCGCGCAGCCGCUGGGAUCAGCCCUUGCCAGGGAUUUGUUUGUCUUCCCACAGGAUGCAGGGAAGACACAACAGGCGAUGCUCCGGGAAGCACGCUCCAGCCCCCGGCAGAGCUCCCCCCUCGUCCACCACCGCCGUCGGGAUGCACCGGUAACCCGCUCCCAUAACACGCGUCCGGGACACAGCGGGGUCCGGCCCCGUGCCUCGGUUUCCCGUCGCUGCAGGAGCCGUUGUGGCCGGUGCCGGAUGAGCCGGGGACGCGUGUUCGGAAUGAGGAAACCCCUCCGUCUGAGCGUCCCUUCGGAGCAUCCCCGGCACGGACCCCGCUGUGCGCCCCGGCCCCUGGGAUCCCGCUGCUCCAGCGUGCACGGAGCCAGCGCUGGCACCCCCGGGACCACGGUGGGACAGGAGGAGCGGGGCAGGAACCGGGUGUAGGGAGCGAUGGAGCGGGGAGCUCGUCCCGUGCGGGACCGGAGGACCCGGUCCCGGUGCGGUCCCCGUCCCGCAGCCCUGCGGGUGAAGGGGGCCGGUGAGAGCGGCACUCACCGAGCUGCCCGCUGGCUGAACGCAGCGCCAUGGCCAGCGCCAUCCUCCUCCCGCUCCGCGGCCACCGGGAUCCCGCAGCCCCGCCCCGCUGCUCCCAUUGGCUGCCGCCUCCCGGCCCCGCCUCUCCCAUUGGCUAUCACCGCCCUGCCUCGCCACGCCAUUCGUCCGCCGAGCUCUCAAUCAACUGCCUCACAGAGGGAGCCUGACUGAGGAUCCCGGUAACAGCGGCGGGGGUGCCAUGAGUGCCCGGUACCGGGAUGCGCUGCUCCGGUGACCGGACCCCUCCCUCCUCCCUGCGGCCCUCAUUCGUUUCCCGGGUGCGGUGCCGCCGUCCGCCAUUAGAGGGCAGUGCGGCGCCGUUCCCCCCUAUUUUACGGCAGGCGGCGGCCGGAAGUGCUGGCGGCUGAGGCCACGGCGGCUCCUGCGCAUGCGCGUUGCUACCGGGCCCGCUUCCCUCCUCCUCUCCCCCCCCGGACGCAGCCGCUCGGUGACGCACCACAGCCUUCAUGUGAGAGAUGGCGAAUGCCGAAGUGAGCGUCCCUGUGGGUGAUGUGGUGGUUGUACCAAGUGACGGCAACGAAGGGGAGAACCCGGAGGAUACCAAAACCCAGGUGAUCCUGCAGCUCCAGCCGGUGCAGCAAGGGAUUUACCAGGAGAGCUCUGAGGCCAGCGCCGCCGUGGUGGCUGUCGAAACCCACACCAUCCACAAGCUAGAAGAAGGGAUCGACCCCAGCAGCAUCGAGGCGAACGAGGAGAUUGAGAUCGCCUACCCCAUCACGUGCGGGGAGAGCAAAGCCAUCCUGCUCUGGAAGAAGUUUGUCUGCCCAGGGAUUAAUGUCAAGUGUGUGAAGUUCAAUGACCAGCUGAUCAGCCCAAAGCACUUUGUCCACCUGGCUGGGAAGUCCACCCUGAAGGACUGGAAGAGAGCCAUCCGCCUCGGAGGCAUCAUGCUGAGGAAGAUGAUGGACUCGGGGCAGAUUGACUUCUACCAGCAUGACAAAGUGUGCACCAACACUUGCAGAAGCACCAAGUUCGAUCUCCUCAUCAGCAGUGCCAGAGCACCAGUGCCGGGGCAGCAGAGCGUGGUGCAGACCCCCACAUCAGCUGAUGGGAGCAUCACCCAGAUCGCGCUGUCAGAGGAGAGCAUGGAGGAGGGCAUUGAGUGGAACUCAGCUCUGACGGCUGCUGUCACCAUGGCCACUGAAGAUGGCAUGAAAAAGGACACAGAGGAGAUCUCAGAGGACACCCUGAUGUUCUGGAAAGGAAUAGCUGAUGUGGGGCUGAUGGAAGAGGUUGUGUGCAACAUCCAGAAGGAGAUAGAAGAAGUCCUAAGGGGUGUCCAGCAGAGGUUGGGUCAGUCUCCUUUCCAGAUGACAGAUGCUGCAGUCCUGAACAAUGUUGCCCACACGUUUGGCCUGAUGGACACGGUCAAGAAGGUUCUGGACAACAGGAAAAACCAGACAGAGCAAGGAGAGGAGCAGUUUCUUUACACUCUGGCAGACCUGGAGCGGCAGCUGGAAGAGCAGAAGAAACUGGCCAAGGACCAGAAGGCAAAGUCCCAAACCAUCCAAAACGUGGUGCUGAUGCCCGUCAGCGCUCCCAAGCCCCCCAAGAGACCCCGCUUGCAGCGCCCGGCCUCCACCACCGUCCUCAGCCCUUCCACCCCUAUCCAGCAGCCCCAGUUCACCGUCAUUUCUCCCAUCGCCAUCGCACCCGUAGGACAGCAGUUCUCCGUCGGGAACAUCCCGGUGGCCACCAUCAGCCAAGGCUCCAGCCCGGUGACUGUUCACACCUUGCCUUCCGGCUCCCAGCUCUUCCGCUAUGCCACCGUGGUGUCCUCCUCCAAGACCAGCUCCUCCGACACCGUCACCCUCCACCCAUCCUCCAGCCUGGCGCUGCUCAGCUCGGCAGCCAUGCAGGACAGCGGGACCCUGGCCAACGUGGCCACCGUGGUCAACCCCGUGGAGCUGGUGGCCAUGGAGUCCGGGCUCACCUCCACCAUCCAAGCCAUGGAGGGCACUUCGGAUGAUGGGCAGACCAUCAUAGAGAUUGAUCCGGCGCCCGAUCCCGAAGCCGAUGCAGAGGAGGCGGAGGGGAAAGCAGUGAUCCUGGAGACGGAGCUGAGGACUGAGGAGAAAGUGGUGGGAGAUGGGGAAGAGCAUCAGCACCAGGUCCAUAACGUGGAGAUUGUGGUCUUGGAGGACUAAAAGUGGGGGAAAAUGAGCUUCAGUUUGGGGAAAGAGUUGGGGAAUUUGGUUUCAUUUGAAGCUUUUUUUGGUGAAGCAUCUUUUCCAGCCACCCCAUUUGUUUCCAUGGCUGUUUCAUUGUCAUGUAUACAAUAGAGAUAGCUCUAAUUUGGGGGGGGGAGGUUUAAACACACAAAAAGCUGGAGGAGCACAGGAGCCCUGGCUCUGUGGAGCACUGAACAACACCCCCUGUUUGCAGGGUCCUGGAGACACUGGAUCCCUGCUCACCAGCCCAGCCGGGAGGAACUGGACGCUGGGCCCAGAGGGUCACCAAGCCUUGGUGUGACUGUGGAAGGGGACACAGCUUUGGGGUGGACCAGGUACCUCAUUUGGAGUUUUCCCCCCGGGAAGGGGAUUCUCUCAGACUCUUCACUCUCACCUCAACUGGGAUUUUUGUAUUGUUGUUAUUAUUAUUAUUAUAUUAUUGUUAAUGUUAUUAUCCGUGCUCAGGGGGAGUGGCAGUGGCUCUGCUGUCACUGUCCUCACCCUCCCCUCCACACAGGUUGGGUUUAUAGCUCCAUUGGUUUGGAUUUGUUUGCUCUUUCCCAUCAUUAGUCCACGAUCCUUGUCCACAUUUCCCAGCUGCAAAGUCCCAGGACCUUCUGCCUGGAUCCCAAUCCCACAGCACUUUUCCCCGUCAUCCCUAUCCCUCGGUGCUGCUCACCACCAUCCCUUCAGCCUUUUGCAUCAAGGCUCAAUCGAUCAACUCAAUCUUAAACCCCUCCAAUUCCCCUUUUCCCUUCCCUGCUCUGCACCACAGGGACAUUAUGGGAUGUACAAAGCAUGUUGUGCUGUCGCUAUCCCGGGAAUGCUAGGCUCCGGAUCGGGACAGCUCCCAUUUGCACCAUGUGCUGGGGCUGCUCCUUGCUUGUUGCUACUUGUUGGGUGGGUUUCAUUUGGGCUUUUUCCUUUCUUUUCCUUCCUAUAAUCCCUGUGCAGGAUUAGAACCGGCACAGGGCUGGAAUAACGGGGUUUUCCCUCUGCUUUAGGUGGAUUUUGCUCCAAGGCUGGGGUCCCUUUGGGUUCUGCCAUGGUGGGAAGAGGGGAAAGAGGUUUGGGAAGGCUGAAGGAGGGGGAGCUGCUUGCCUGGAACUAUUAAGGAACACACCAUAGGCGGGGGAGGGGGGAUGGAAG
Melopsittacus undulatus (budgerigar) is the source of this 4297-nucleotide messenger RNA. RefSeq names its product glucocorticoid modulatory element binding protein 1 (gene GMEB1). Gene Ontology annotation, biological process: regulation of transcription by RNA polymerase II. Bases 1433 to 3124 code for a protein of 563 amino acids. The record is from RefSeq and is a predicted model, not a curated record. Gene Ontology annotation, cellular component: nucleus. The transcript is spliced from 10 exons. NCBI's taxonomy places the organism in Eukaryota, Metazoa, Chordata, Aves, Psittaciformes, Psittaculidae. Gene Ontology annotation, molecular function: RNA polymerase II cis-regulatory region sequence-specific DNA binding.